GCGUAAUGAACGCAUUUCCACAUCGGGUGGAAGCAGCAGUACUCCGGGUUUCACUCCGUAUUCACGCGUUCGAAGGAAAGCGCGCGCUGUCUUCAAAUCGGUACUAUUUUUAAAUCGUCUUUGAGUUAUUAGAAAUUUGUUGAAUUUAUGACUGACUGUAAUUCGAUAGUGAGAUAAGAACAUUCAUGUUAAGUGCCAACAUGUGAGUGCAGUGAGGUCUGGAUAGCGCUUACAGACAGUUACCAGCUCCCAAGUGCAUCAGCGGUCCCGUGCACUUUAUUUUUUCAACUUGACUCCUCAAAACGAACAACAUGAAACUACUAGUGCUAGUUGCCAGUUUGCAUUUGGCUCUGGGGGCGUCCAUUGUUGAUGUGACUUGUCCUGAAUCCUGCACCUGCCAAAUACAGGAUGAACGAUUGGAAACUUCAUGUGACUCCUACGAGUUCAUCAAGAAACUCAUCCCGAAACAAAUAUCAACAAUAGUGCGUUUAAAUAUCAACAAUGCGUCGAUAAUUAACGUCGAUUCCAAGUUGAAAUAUUUAAAAAAUUUGAACUCUUUGGAUUUAUCAAGAAACACAAUCACAUCUCUACCAUCACAAUUCCCUUAUUUGCCAAAAUUGAAGAAUCUGAACUUGAGUAUGAAUUACUUGAGUCGUGUUGAGUUCUCACAACUCCCGAAAAAUCUACAAGUCAUUGAUUUAUCACACAAUUUGAUUGAGAAUUUCCCAAAAGACUGGACGUUUUUGAAAGAACUGAAAACUAUUUAUUUUCAUGACAACCCCAUUAAUUGUGAUUGUGAUAACUUAUCAGUUUUUGAACAACUCAGAAACGCUGGAAUUAUAUCAGAGAACCUCACAUGUGACCUUCCCAAGGAGUUUCACGGCCGAUCAUUAGAUUCAGUUAACUGUUUCUUGAUCAAAGAAAAUUUGUUAAAUUCAAUGUUGGGUGACGAGGCUGGUUCAGGCCAAGACGAUUUUGAAGCCAAAGAAGACACUCCAUUAGACGAACAAGAAGAAUUUUUCAAAGCUGAAGGUAUUACCCAAACUACGGAAGAUCUUACAGAAGGUAGUGGUGAUGAGGGAAGUGGUGAUACUCCAAUCCUGCCAAUUGAACCAAAAGCUUGCCAUUUCAACUGUUCAACUGCCAAUCCUAUUGGAAUCCACGACGAAAUUAAUGCUUCUCCUGCCCCCGACUUGAAGGAAGGAGUAAAAAUAGUUUUCGAAGAUGUUCUCCAACCAGAACCAGAACCAGAAACCACAACAACGACCAAAAGUCCUGUCACUGAAGAGAUCCAAAUCGGAAAAGAAGAACCAACAUUUGUCAAACAAUCAGACAAAAGUGAAGUUGAGAUGUUCCCAACUAAUGACACCGUUGUUGGUGAAAUGGAACGAGCAAGUUUUGAAAAUUCAAACACUCAUUCUGUUUAUAUAGUGGUGGGUUUAGUGAUAGCUUUGAUUGCGUUCCUGAUCGUCUACUAUGUGAAUCGGAAGAACCAGAAGCGGAAGAAUCAACGCAAACGAAACAAAUCGAAUGAAAACGGCUUUGGGGAAGAGAUGAAACCUUUGGGGAAGUCUUUGGAGGCUAAAGCUCCAAAUGAAAACAACACCAAAUUGCCGAACGAGACAGCGCCUUUGUUGAAUGGCAAUGGUAAAGCUAACGARGAUGUUGAAUUGCGUAAAAAAGAUUCGUUGUCACCUCAACCUGAACGAGUGACGAUUAAAGCAUCAGAGCUUCCCGAUUCAGUUCCGAAGACUCCAAUUCUUGUCCAUCGUCAAAUAAAUAGUAACGGCGAAGUUGUCACAACGACAAUGCCACUUUAUUCCAACUAGAAGGUACUAGUGAUGUGAAUACCUCAGUAUUUAAUAAAAGAAUACGUAUGUGAUAAAAUAAUCUUAUGCGGUCGUUCCUAUAUUUUAGUCUUCGACUUGUCCAAGUCGAUACUUACGUAAGUUCGCAAUUUUGACUGUUCGACUGUUAUAGGCUAUUGUAUAUUUACUUAUUUUUAUGUUUAUAUAUUUAUAUAUUGUUACCAAAGUAAUUUUUAUGUGGAGAGAGAUUUAUUAGCAGGUGGUGCUUUUACUGCUAAAUAGAAGAGUACUUGUGGUAAUAACUCGGUCCCUUACUUGGAAAAGUAUUUGAUCUAUUUUGCCAGUGCCAUUYGUUUCGAUAAAUCACGAAAAUGGGUUUAUUUAGCAACUUAUUAAAGUUAUCAUUAGGCUAAUUUAAYAUAGUUUACGAAUUGUGAUUUUAUUUAAUUUGUUUUCUACUUAUUUAUUURGAAAUGCAAAAAAUCGAAACUAACAACAUGGAUCGAGACCAGGGUAGAAUUUAGUUGUUGUGAAUCAUUGGUUUAUUUUGUAAAAGUUAUGAACAUACUCAUUCGUUUUUGUAUCAGUUUUGCAACUUAAUAAAUCGUUUAAAUUUUAA
Messenger RNA from Tribolium madens (black flour beetle), 2427 nucleotides. It is a transcript of the gene wdp, whose product is annotated as protein windpipe. The coding region runs from base 312 to 1829 and encodes 505 amino acids. Gene Ontology annotation, molecular function: protein binding. The record is from RefSeq and is a predicted model, not a curated record. NCBI's taxonomy places the organism in Eukaryota, Metazoa, Arthropoda, Insecta, Coleoptera, Tenebrionidae. The transcript is spliced from 2 exons.